UUGGUUUACAUACUAGUUGAAUAAUUCUGCAUCCGGUUGUUUCGAGCCGAAAAACAUUCAGCGACCUGAUUUAAAUUAUUUCCUUCUGGUGUUGUGUUUCAUGCAAAUGAUUUAAAUGUUGCAUUGGUUUGAAGCUCUUCUGACACUUUGUUGAAUGCUUCCAAGGACAGUCAUGUGGAUAGUAGGAUAAAUAUUGCCAAAAGACAUGAAAAUGUAACUUAUCAUGGCUGAUAAAGAACACAAAGAUCAUAAGAUCAGCAGCCAUCUUACUUCAGAGUCUGUCAAGGUCGUCUCUGAGCAAGUUGGAAUUGUGGGAUUGCCAGAUGAUGCAGCUCAGUAUCUAGCGGCAGACUGUACAUACAGGGUUAAACAAUUAGUACAGGAAGCAAUCAAAUUUUCUGGACAUAGGAAAGGACAGAAGCUGUCAACCUCUGAUUUUGAUCAGGCAUUGAGGUUAAAGAAUGUUGAGCCUCUAUAUGGAUUUCACAGUAAAGAAUUUGUACCAUUCCGUUUUGCCAGUGGAGGUGGACGAGAGCUACAUUUUACUGAGGAGAAAGAAUUAGAGUUAUCAGAUAUUAUCAACACUACACUUCCUAAAGUCCCUCUAGAUGUAGCUUUGAAAGCUCAUUGGUUAUGUAUUGAGGGUAUCCAGCCUACAAUACCAGAAAAUCCUCCUCAAGCCAGCAAGGAUCAACAGAAGAAAGAGAUAUUAGAUACCAAAGUAAAGACAGCUAUUGACAACAAACCACAGAAGCCUGUUGUUCCAGAGAAGUCUCGGCAUCGACAUAAAGCUGUUGAUUUGGUUAAAGUCAAGGAGUUAUCUACCCAUGAAUUAUCUGUGGAACAACAGCUGUAUUACAAGGAGAUAACAGAGGCUUGUGUUGGUGCUGAUGAAGGAAGGAGAUCUGAAGCUUUACAGAGUUUGUCAUCAGAUCCUGGCUUACACCAGAUGCUGCCAAGAUUCAGUACCUUUAUAUCAGAAGGGGUGAAGACCAAUGUCGUACAGAACAAUUUAGCUUUGUUGAUUUACUUGAUGAGGAUGGUCAAAUCCUUGAUGGAUAAUCAGACUUUAUACCUGGAAAAAUAUUUGCAUGAGUUUGUUCCAGCUGUUUGUACGUGUAUAGUAAGUAAACAGUUGUGUAUGAGACCUGAGGCAGAUAACCACUGGGCAUUAAGAGAUUUUGCUGCUAGACUUAUGGCACAGAUGUGCAAGAAUUUCAGCACAAAUAUCAACAAUAUUCAGUCUAGGAUUACCAAAACAUUUAGUGCUGCCAUACAGAGUGAGAAAGCUGCCUUAGCUUCACAGUAUGGUGCAGUUGCUGGUCUUGGGGAGCUUGGUGCAGAGGUUGUAAGAACAUUCCUUGUACCUAGAGUGAAGUAUGUAUCAGACAGGAUGAAGGCUACAAUGGAAGGUCUGGUUGUUAAUAAUGCUGACAAAAUAGCUGCUGAUAAUAUAAAGAAAGCUUUAUCUAAAUACCUGUCUCCAGUAUUGAAGAAUACAAUGUUACCAUCAGUAACUGUUGAGGAGUAUAUACAAGAGUUUGGAUAUCUUGGUCCACAUAUUCACCAGUCAGUUGAAAGGGAGAGAAGAACACCUCAAAUAUCCCCUCAAUCACAACACUCAAGGUCCAUGGUAGGCAUAGCUCAGCCUCCUCGACCACAGCUAAACCUCAGUCAGGCCAGACCACAAAUCAUUUUACAGCAGCCAGGAUCAGCAGGUCCUACUAUGACACAUCAAUCACCAUUUCCACGAACACCUGGCAUAGGAUCUCAACCCAAAUUCAUUGUCAUGUCAUCACAGCCACGGGCAACACAUACACCAGGUCAACCCAUCAGCAUGUCACCUCAGAUACGACAGUCUCUGCCAUCAUCAUUAGGAAACACGCCAACUAUCGUUAAAGUUGUCUCAUCAUCAAACCCAGGGUCUUUACCAAGGACUCAAAGUGUCAUACCAAGAACACCAACUCAGAAAAUAGUAGUAGUCUCUCUACCGUCAGGGACAGGGCCCAGUAUAGGGACUGGUACUUCAGAUUUGUCUACUGUAUCAUCAGCCAUGGACUUAGGCAUGAAAAGUGUGUUCAGUGAACAAGCAGCACAAUCAAACAUUAAACCAGAACCUGACAAUGGUUGAACAUUAACGUAGACACAUUUGAUAUGCUGUAAACAAACUUUUUAAGAAUAUUCAACACAUCAAUCAUGAUCAAUUUAUAGAUUUUUGUAUAUAUAGGUUAUAGAAUACAAUUGUAUAGAUAUUUAUGUAUAUUAAGAUGGAAAAUUGUUAAAAGUAUAAGGAAGAUAUUCCGUUAUGUAAAAUAGGGCUGCAAAUUGUGAAAUUGUGUAACAUGGUUACUGUUCAAGAUAGCUUUUACAAACAAAAUAGGUAUAGAUGAAAAAAGUUCAUAAAGUCAUUCAAAAAGUCAACACAUUUUAAUACUUCAUUGUUUCAUAGUUGUGCAGUACAGUGGUGUAAACAAUAUAUCAAUAAAGGUAUAUUAUUAAGCAUUGCUGAAAU
Messenger RNA from Mytilus trossulus (common blue mussel), 2512 nucleotides. Its product is annotated as transcription initiation factor TFIID subunit 6-like. The transcript has 13 exons. The record is from RefSeq and is a predicted model, not a curated record. Lineage: Eukaryota; Metazoa; Mollusca; Bivalvia; Mytilida; Mytilidae. The coding region runs from base 224 to 2131 and encodes 635 amino acids. Gene Ontology annotation, cellular component: SAGA complex; transcription factor TFIID complex; SLIK (SAGA-like) complex. Gene Ontology annotation, biological process: RNA polymerase II preinitiation complex assembly; transcription initiation at RNA polymerase II promoter. Gene Ontology annotation, molecular function: protein heterodimerization activity; transcription coactivator activity; RNA polymerase II general transcription initiation factor activity.